UGAGCCGAACCUCCUUCAAGCCUCACUUGAAGUCGCGUUGGGUUUGCGAAAUGAUCAAGGCUGUUUUGUUCUUCAGCUUGGCUUUAGCCGCGGGUUCGUCCCACGCCCAAGAUUGCAACUUCUACCAAAGUGAAUCGGAUAAUUGCGCCAAUGGGUGUGGCGCUUGCUUCAAUCCCAAUGGUCGAUCCACCUCCAACGGUUACGACGUGGUCAUGUGUCCCUCUGGUGAGAGCUACGGCUAUUAUUGCAAUCCUGAAGGGGGAUCUUUCGCUUGCAUGGAUUGGACCUUUGGAAGCGCGAGGAUGAAGCAGCAAGAGGAGACGUUCAACCAACGAAUGCGGGAUGAGGGCAAGGCGGCUGGUGACGUUUGGUUUGGAGUGGGAACUUUUGGCACCACCGAGGAUGCCAUGCAAGGGUUGGGCAAUUGUUAUCGCCUCAAGGUGAGGGACACCAAUUGCGGAAAUCUGGAAGGCGGAGCUCUAUUGGAACGGGAGAUCAUUGCCCAGUCCAUCAACACUGGCCACGACGUGGCCAACAUUCAAUUCGACCUCCAAAUGGGCAAUGGAGGAACUGGAGCAUUCAACAACUGCGCUGGAUCCAGUUGGUCUAUGUUUCCCGGGCAAUUUAUCGAGUCGAUUUGGGGGGCUCAAUAUGGCGGAUGCUCUUAUCGAGACUCAAGCGAAGGUAGCCCGAGUUGCGACGAUCUGCCCGAGCUGCCUCAGGACUCGUCCGCCAUGAGCGCCCAAGGCGACAAUCUCGUGGACCUUUGCAAAUACAGUUUUGACAAGCGCGUGCGAUUGGGUUCAAGCAAUCCCACCAUUGUGGACAUGGCCCGCGUAGAAUGUCCGGCUGAAUUGGUGGAAUUGACCCAGAUCAAACGCUCGGAUGACCCAAAGACGUUCGAGAUCACCGAGGCAAACCGACCCGGACCCUAUCAAAACAAUCCCGUGAUUGAGCCUUGCCGUUGCUCUUGUGGAUCUAAUGAAUGCACCUAUUGCCUUACCCGCAUGAUGGAUUGCCGCAAACCUUCGGCCGGUUUUAUCGACAACCUUCAAACUAAUCUUCUGGAGGAUGGCAUGAAAGUGGUCCAACCCUGCACAUCCGAUGGAUACACCCGAAUUGAUAACAAAUGCGGAUGUCUUGAUUGCUAUUGUUAAAAAAUGAGUAUACACAAAUGACGCAAA
Tigriopus californicus is the source of this 1184-nucleotide messenger RNA. RefSeq lists its product as uncharacterized. NCBI's taxonomy places the organism in Eukaryota, Metazoa, Arthropoda, Copepoda, Harpacticoida, Harpacticidae. Gene Ontology annotation, biological process: carbohydrate metabolic process. Bases 51 to 1157 code for a protein of 368 amino acids. The record is from RefSeq and is a predicted model, not a curated record. The transcript has 4 exons. Gene Ontology annotation, molecular function: cellulase activity.